AUGGAGGCGGUGAAGGCGGCCGAUGUGGCCCUCUGCAUCCUGCUGCGCUCCUACCUGUGCCCCACCACGGAAACUGAUCCCGAUCCCCACAGCCCGCUGCACGCCCUGUUUGGCGAGGCCCUGCUGCGGGAGAUCAGGCGCCGGGACGAGGCGGCCAGCCCCAGCCUGAUGGAGCUGCUGCAACACAUCCAGGUGGCGGCGGCGGCAGGCGGGGACCACAUGUGCCCCGGCGGCGAGUCGGCGGGCGAGGCGGACGCCUACUUUGGCGCGGUCAAGGCCGCCGUGGGCGCUCACCUGUCUGCCCUGGAGACUGCCGACGAGCUGGUCUCCCUGUUCACCUCUGUGGCCGAGCAGGUCAUCACCCAGUGCACCAGCACGCCGGCAGAGGCAGAGGGGCGCGGCGCGGACGCCAGCAGCGCCAUGGGCCUGUACCUGCGCAUCUGCUACGCACGCUACACCGCCAUGACAUUUGAGGCCAUCUGCAAGCUGGUGGGCGAGGUGCACGCCUACUUUGAUGCCGCGGUGGCGACGCUGCAGGGCCGGCCCUCGGCCCCCGCCCCCGCCCCGCGCCUCAGGCCGGGCCCAGACCUGGAGCGCUUCCUCAACGCCCAGCUGGCGGGCCUGGGGCGGCGGGUGGGCAGCGUGGCACAGGCCGACAUCGAGGCGCCGCUGGGGGAGCUGGCGGGGGCGGCGCCGCAGGUGCCUAAGGCACACCUGGCGCACCACCUCAGCGCGCUUCACCACCGCGACGUCGCCGCCUCGCUGGACCACCUGCACCGCUUCUUCGAUCACACGGCGGAGGCGCGGGGCGCGGCGGCAGGCGGCGGCAGCGGCGCCGCCGCCGGGCAGCAGGCGGGCGAGGCGGCGGCGGCGCGCGAGCGCGGCCGGCUGCAGAGCGCGGCGCUCAGCCUGGGCUCCAUGCACGCCCAGCUGGGACACAUGGAGCAGGCGCUGCAGGCGCUGAACGAGACGGUUCGCAUCGCGCAGCAGAGCAGCGACGACACGUGCCUGGCCCACGCCCUGGCCCUGCUGUGCCAGGUGCUGGACGCCACCACCCCCGGCACCAUCACCAGCGUCAGCCACGUGCCGGGGGCCAGCCCCGCGGCCCGCCACUACACGCAGCUGGGCCAGCUGCUGCACAGAUGCCUCAGGCGCUGCGAGGAGCUGCACCUGCCGCACCUGGUGGCCUUCAGCCAGCUGGCGCUGGCGCGCCUUGAGCUGCUGCACCCGCAGCGGCCGGCGGCCAGCCCGGGGGCAGCCGGCGGCGCCGAGGGCCCAGCCGGCGGCGGCGGCGGUACCGCACCCGACCUGCCGUGCAGCUCGUCGGUGGCGGUGGCUGGCGCUGUGCGUGAUGUGGCGCACCUGCACAUGGCCACCCGCCUGGCAGCCGCCGCCCCCUCGGUGCCGCCCCUCAGCAGCGGCGCCUCCAGCGCCCGCGUGCUGCGAGGCGUUGGUGACCUGUUUGCCUCCACCGCCGCGCUGUAUGGCCCCGACAUGCAAGGCAUGCAGGCCUCCUCUGCCGCCGAGGUGGAGCAGCUGGUGGCGGGCAGCCACCUGCUGCAGGCGGCGUGCUGGGAGCUGCGGGGCAGCCGCCACCUGGCGCAGGCGCACUCGCUGGCCUGCCUGGACGCGUUUGGGGGCGUGACGCGCGCGGAGGAGCAGUGCACCGCGCUAGCGCAGCUGGCCGUCAGCGUGGCGGCGGCGCACGGCCCGCGCGCUGCGGAGCAGGUGCUUGCGGUCGCCGACGAGCGCUUCCCGGGCGCGCAGAGCCGUGUGCUGGCGGGGGCCAGGCUGUCCAUAGCGCACGACCGUGCGCUGCGGCGCGGCGACCUGCACGCCGCCGCCGACAUCGCGGCGCAGAUGGCGGCGCUGCCGCCGCCCACAGACAGCACUGACAUCGGCCUGAGGCUGGAGGCGGAGGAGCGCAUCGCUCGCACGCUGCUGGCGGCGGGGUGCGUCGAGGAGGCUGCGGCCGCGGCGCACGCUGCGUGCGCUGUGGCCUCCACCACGGGGCAGCCCCUGCACAGCGCGCGCCUGCAGCUGCUGCUGGCGCGCGUGCACCAGCAGGCGGGCGCGCCGAUGGCGGCGCUGCCCUACGCCCUCACCGCCACCGCCCACGCGCGCCAGCUGGCGGCCGACAUGCUGGCGGCGGAGGCGGUGGUACUGCUGGCGGGGCUGUGGUGCGACAUGGGGGCGCAGCAUGCGCAGCACGCGCGGCGCGAGCUGGAGGGCGCGCUGCCAUCCAUCCUGGCCCACGGCUCGCUGGAGCUGCAGGCGGCGGCGCAGGUGGCGCUGGCAGAGGCGUGCAUGACGCAGCACGUCACGCCUGCCGGGCUGCGGGAGGAUGGCGAGUGGCUGCUGGUGCUGCUGGAGGAGGCGGAGCGGGUCAGCCUGGUGCUGGAGGACCGGCGGGGUGCGGCACACGCCACCUACCUGCGGGCGCUGGUGCAGGACGCGCUGGGGAACGCGGAGCAGCGCAACGCCGCCGCAGCCAGCUUUGGCGCCCUGGUGCAGCCUGCUGGCGCAUUGGAGUGA
Chlorella variabilis is the source of this 2535-nucleotide messenger RNA. RefSeq lists its product as hypothetical. Gene Ontology annotation, molecular function: protein binding. NCBI's taxonomy places the organism in Eukaryota, Viridiplantae, Chlorophyta, Trebouxiophyceae, Chlorellales, Chlorellaceae. Bases 1 to 2535 code for a protein of 844 amino acids. The record is from RefSeq and is a predicted model, not a curated record. Gene Ontology annotation, cellular component: anaphase-promoting complex. Gene Ontology annotation, biological process: anaphase-promoting complex-dependent catabolic process; positive regulation of mitotic metaphase/anaphase transition; protein K11-linked ubiquitination. The transcript has 9 exons.